AUGGAUUGGGUAUUUUUUCUCAUGGCGGCCUUGGCGGCCCUUAUGGUGUUCGGACUCAUCAUCCAUCUUGUGUCGAUUUUCAGUUCUGAGGGUGACAACAACGAUGGUUUCUUCGGGAAGCUGAUCAUCGUGGUGUCCUUCACGCUUGUCUCCUACAACUUACUUAUGCUCCCAUACAGUGUUGCAGCUUUGCAGUAUGCAGCACUCAUCCCUGAGUCCAAAUCGAAUGUGCUGUUGCUGUGGACCAUUGUUGCUGUCGCCUUGGUGAUUUUUGGUCUUGUUAUAUGCCCUUUUGUGCUGGUGUACCAUGAGGUCGGGAAUCACAAUAACUCGAAUGCUUGGAAGAGAGUGUGCGUGUCUGUAGCUAUGACGUUGUUGGUUGUGGUACUUGCCUCAUCUGCAUUUUACUGCGGAUGGCAUUUUGCCGGGUAUGCCAACGUCGGAUACACGGCGUAUUCCACAUCAAUUCAACCCGUCACAAGCUUCGAGUCUAUCAAGGAGUUCAGUGAUCAGUCGCAAGGGGAAUCACUCCGUCUUCAGGUGUCGCUUUUCGUUUAUCUUAUUGCGUUGCUGUGUGCUGCUGGAUGGAUACCUCUGUGCACCUUUGGUGGUAUAGGACUAGUAGCCGUCCCGCAGGAGUUCUUGCUGUACUUCCGUGAUCGACCAAGGCCCAUCACUGCUUCCGAAUACGCCUACCGACGGGAUGAAGUUGCGAGGGAGUCACAGCGCCUUAUUGAUAAGGGAAGAAUGAUUGAAGAAACAAGCGCCGAGCAUUCGUAUGGUGGACACGCCAGAAAAGUGCUGGCGUUCAGGCAAGCCGUGAGGGAGUUAGAGGCAUACCAUACAACGUUAGAAAUUUCUUACCACCAACAAGGGGGCAAAGUGUUGCAGGGCUAUCUAUGCCUCUUGGCCGGCUUAGUUUUUACGUUUCUAUCGAUAAGGUGGAUUCUAUAUAUAACGUUGAGCAAUGUCUCAGACACGCAUCCGAUGUAUGGUGGAAUGCUUCGCCAACUAAGUGACACUUCAUUAACACUGUGUGUAACCGUGUACAGCUGUUUUGCGUUCUACUUACUUUGCUGCACAAUAAAAGGCUGCAUUAAACUCGGAGGAAACCUGGCUUUGUACCACAUCUACCCUGUGGAGGUUAGCAAGACGCUUACCACAUCAUUCCUGUUCAAUGCUAUACUUUGCAUAAUUACUUCUUCCGCUGUGCUGAAUCUUUGCGCGGACAGUUUUCCUGUGUACGCUGUGAACAGUGAUGUAAGUGUGCUGUUUUCAGUGUUCGUGGCGAAUCUUGCUGUAGUGAAAUAUGUGGUGAGUUACACACCAUAUUUUCUUGUUGUUGUUUCAUGCCUUGCGUUGAUGUGGCUGAUCGUCUCCCCCAGGAGGUACGCUAGAGUCAGUCGGUGGUAA
This is a messenger RNA of Trypanosoma brucei brucei TREU927, 1413 nucleotides long. RefSeq lists its product as hypothetical. Lineage: Eukaryota; Euglenozoa; Kinetoplastea; Trypanosomatida; Trypanosomatidae. The record is from RefSeq and is a predicted model, not a curated record. Bases 1 to 1413 code for a protein of 470 amino acids. The transcript has a single exon.